Molecule: messenger RNA, 5751 nt
Organism: Leptopilina boulardi
Lineage: Eukaryota; Metazoa; Arthropoda; Insecta; Hymenoptera; Figitidae
Gene: capt
Product: adenylyl cyclase-associated protein 1
Exons: 9
Coding region: 151-3453 (1100 amino acids)
Biological process (GO): cell morphogenesis; cytoskeleton organization; regulation of adenylate cyclase activity
Cellular component (GO): cytoplasm
Molecular function (GO): actin binding; adenylate cyclase binding
Source: RefSeq, a predicted model, not a curated record
UGUGCUUGUACGAGACCUUCAAAAUUAGAUACAGAGGAGGUAAAAUCAGACGAAACAUCUGAUUCAGACGAGGAUGACGAGAGCCUCGAGGAAGAUGAAAAAUCAGAUAACGAUGACGAUGAUGAUGGUGAUGAAAGUUCCGAUGAUGAAAUGUCUAAUGAAAACAAUGAUGGUACAAUAACAAAAAAAGUCAAAGACAAUGCUCAUAAUUCACCAAAGACAAAUAUUAUUAAAAAUGGAAGUUCAACAAAAAUAUUUAAUUCCAGUCCACAAAAUAGUUCAACAUCCACUGAAAUUCUUUCACAGGAAAUUUCGAUCGAAAAUCAAACAAAAAAUGAUUUUGAACAAAUUUCAUGUGGUCAGGAAAUUGCUUCUAGUCCAACAGACAGUCAAAAUGAAGUUGAAUAUGCGGAAAUUUUACCCAGGAAUUUAAUAUCCGCGAAAGAUGAUUCGCAAGAAAUCGAUACAACAAGUAACAAUGAUGAAGUUUCAAAUAUAGUGGAGAAAAGUAGCGAAGAUUCAAUUGUUGAUGAGAAAUUUCCAAUAUUGGAAAAAAUGGAAGAUAAUAAAUUGCCAAGUCCAGAGGAAACAUCGAAUAAAUCACUUAUUAAUUUACCCGAGCCAGUUAAACAAUUUUCAGAGUCAAAAAAAAUAAAGGAACAAAUUUUUCAACGAGAAAUGAGCCAAAGUUUCGAUGACGAGGAUCCAAGUCCGGAAAAUUCGUCAAAUACAGGCUCAGUUGUUCACAUACCAAGUUCAAUUCCAGACAACGAAGUGAUUAUUAGUCCAAAAAAACUUUCAAUCAUCAAAAUCGAUACUCCAAGUCCGGAAAAAGAUGUUUCUAAUUUCAAAAAGAAUUCAACUUCCGAUGAAAAUAUUUCCAGUCCCGAAAAUAGAUCAAUUAAAAUCACAGACAACGAAGCUCAGGAAAUUAGUAGUGUUACUCCACCACUCGAGAAUCAAAUUUUCAUUCCACCAUCGGAAGUUGAGGAGGAAGAAAAAGAAGAAGAUUUUGGUCAACCUCCCAAUAUUGAAGGAUUCGAUGAAAACAUGGAAAUUAUUCAACCUCCCGAUGAUGAGAAUUUUUCAUCACCACCACCACCAGUAGAAAAUAUUCCAAUUCCCGAGACUGAUGACAAUAUUAUACUCUCAGACAGUGGCUAUUUUAUUCCACCACCGGAAAUUGAAAAUUUUCUCCCUAAAAUUAAUGAUGAAAAUCAUCACCAAAAUAUUGAUGACGAUGACAAUUUUCUUCUUCCACCACAACAAAUAAUCACUGAGGAUUUAAUUCCACCACAAGAUUAUGAGGAUUUUAUUCCACCUCCACAAAAUGAUGGUUUUCUUUCACCACCACCGGAAAAUGAAGAAUUUCUUCCACCUCCAAUUAAUGAUAUUAUGACAUCACCAUCACCGGAGAAUUUAGUGUUGAGUUUACAAAAAAGUCCAUCAUUCGAUAGUGAUGUUCCAAGUCCACAAAAUACAUGGACAUCAAGUUCAACAGACGAUGAAAAACGUGCAAUCGAAAUUACCGAAUUCAUUGGAAUUGCUGGCAAUCUAAAACGUGACAAAUCUCCCUUACAUCACGCUCCUGCAUAUAUCGAGAGAACGAUAGAUGAUGGUCCAGAAGACGAGGGAGAUGAUUCGGUAUUUGAGUCAUAUCCCACACCACCCCCACCUCCAGAAAUUGAUUUCGAUAGCAGUAGUAGAAAAUCAGUGCCACCACCUAUUCCCCAAUGGCUGUCUCAAGAGGACGACGAUGAAAACAUCUCAGAGGGAUAUGGAGGGAUGCAAGAACCCCCUGCAACUCCAGUCGCACGUGACGAGUUGGCCUUGAGGCGGCACAGGUUUUUCUCAGACUUGUUACAAGCAACGAGAAAUUCUGCUGAACAUAGAGUGAGCUUCGACCCUCUGGGACCCACAGUUCAUCUCGGUUGCGAGAGUGAUGAGAGAGACGAGCACUUGGAGGAAUUGGUGACACGACUAGAAAAAGUAACAAGACGCCUCGAAAGAGUACCACAGGGAACACCUGAGACUCAAGAGAUUGCAGUACAAACGAAAACUCCCUCACCGGAAAAAUCACCAUCUCCAAAAAAGUCAUCGAAGGACAGUAUCUCAUCUGAGGAUCAGUGCUCACAGGGUUCAACAUCUUCAAUAUCUUCCGCUGCGUCGUCAAUUGUUGAAAUCAACAACAUGUCAGUUGCUGGAUAUGAAGAGCUUGUCGGCGGUCCAGUUCAGGAAUACUUGGCCUUGAGUCAAAAAAUUGGGGGUGAUGUUACCGCUCACAGUCAACUGGUGGAAAAAGUUUUUCAAAUUCAACUUGCCUUUAUAAGAACAACAUCAACUCGGCCAGCACCUGCAAAUCAGACCGAACAAGUGUCACUUCUUGGACCAACGUCAACGCAAAUUCAACAGAUUCAGGAAUUUCGGGACAAACACAGAGCAUCGCCAUUUUUUAAUCAUUUGUCAGCAAUUAGCGAAAGUAUCCCUGCAUUAGGAUGGGUCGCAGUAUCUCCAACGCCGGCGCCCUAUGUUAAAGAGAUGAAUGAUGCUGGACAAUUUUACACGAAUCGUGUUCUAAAAGAUUGGAAGGAAAAAGACAAAACACAUGUUGACUGGUGUAAAGCAUGGAUACAGACAUUGGCGGAGUUGCAGCAAUAUGUGAGAAAACAUCAUACAACGGGAUUGGUGUGGGCAAAAGGUGGCGCAGUUCCUCCACCUCCUGCAGGUGUUCCUCCUCCACCACCGUCGAUGCCACUUGGUGAUGUUGCACCAGUUUUAAAUGACGAUCGUAGUGCACUAUUUGCCCAAAUCAAUCAAGGAGAAAAUAUCACUAGAAAUUUGAAGAAAGUUACAUCCGAUAUGCAGACACACAAGAAUCACAAUCUGAGGACUGGACCAGCACCAUUUAAAGCACCAGCGACGGCCAAUUCUGGAUCUCCAAUGAAAACCACUUUACCCGCUAAUGCACCCAUCGAUAAACCUCCAGUUUUUACUCGCGAUGGAAAAAAAUGGCUUGUGGAAUAUCACAAGGGUAAUAAGAAUUUAGUAGUGGAAAAUGCGGAAAUGAAUAAUGUCAUCUACAUGUUCCGCUGUCAAGAAAGUACGUUAGUUGUUAAAGGAAAAGUAAAUUCGGUCGUAAUGGAUUCCUGCAGAAAAUCUUCCGUUGUUUUCGACUCACUCGUAUCAAGUAUUGAGUUUGUUAAUUGCCAAAGUGUACAAAUGCAGGUACUUGGAAAAGUUCCAACAAUUUCUGUUGAUAAGACAGACGGUUGUCAAAUGUAUUUAAAUCAAGAGUCGAUGAAUGUAGAAAUAAUUUCUAGUAAAUCAAGUGAAAUGAAUGUCAUGGUCCCGAAGGGAAAUGGAGAUUAUACUGAAUUGGCAGUGCCGGAACAAUUUAAAACGACUUUAAGUCCCAAGGGUCUCACCACUGUCGCUGUUGAUUCUCUCGGCUAAAUUAUUGGUAUUUCGCUGCUUUGUAGUCUAAAAAUCUGACUCUAUAAUUUAAAAAUUAAUAAGCGAUACGAUUUUUCGAUAUCACCAUAGCAUGAUAUGUAAUUUAUUUUCAUUUUCAAUUAAGGCUUACGAGCAAAAAAAAAAAAAAAAAAAACUCGUAAAUAGAUUUAUAUAAAACAAAGGACUGACUUUUGGUCUUUUUAAAAUGAAAUUUAUCAUUCUAUUAUAAAUUUUUUUUAUUAUUAUUUCAUUGCUAUUUAUUAGCUUUUUCAAAGGAUUUUGUCAGUUUAGUAAAAUGAAUUUGAGAUAAAUUAAAUAGUAAUUAUAGAAAUUGUCUUUUUACAUAAAUUGCUGGGUUACAAAAAAAAUUUUCUAAAAACGUACAACUAAAACUAGACAAUUUUUUUCUAGCAAGUAUAGCAUUUUUUUCGAAAAUCACUUUUAAUUAUGACUAUAGUGUGAGAGAAAUAAUAGAUUUGUUUUCAGAAAAAAAAAUAGAAUGAAAAUUAUGUGGAUAUUUGAGGUCGUGUAUUAUUGCUCGAGGCGUUAAAACUUCUUAAUAUUUAUAGUAACAAAAAAAUAAAUAAUCUUUAGUGCAUGUUUUUUAAUAGUAUGGAAUUUUUUUUAUCCAAAACCAUAUCUUUUAAUUUUUACACUAACAGUAUAAUACAAUUAUAUUGAUUUUAAUUCAACAAAAACCUUUCUAUUAUUUAUUUUGUGAAAAAUUUUUAUAAAUAAAUAAUAUUUAUUUUAUGAGAAUUGAAUAAAAUAAAAUUUUAUGUUCUAAAUUAAAAAAUUUUAAACAAAUGAGAAUUUUUAACGACUCGAUCAAUAAACAUUUUUAGAACACGACUUUAAGUUUGACUGCUCGCAAUCAAGGACUUUUUUUUUUCCUCAAAAUUGUAAGCGAGAUAUUUCGCCUAAUAUUUUGCUCAAAGGAGCAAAAAGAUACUAUACUUUUAUAGUACGAUAAAAGGUGUUCAAAGCAGUCUGACAAAAGUGAAAAUAAUUCUCUUCCCGCACUUUUAUACAUUUACACAAUUUUUCUAUAUAAUCGUAAUUCAAACUUUUGUCUAGACUCGCGAUUUUUCAAAUUGAAGACCUUUUCGCCCUGGAAUUGUUUAACAAAAAAAAUUUCAUUUUGUUUUUUUAGAAAAAAGAAGUUGAAUAGAAUGCACACCAAGUGGCUUUUAAGAAAAUAAUUGAAUUGAAUACUGUAUUUGUACAAUUGUCGAAAUAGAUCGACAUAAAAAAAAAAAAUAAAAACAAAUUGUAAACUAACGCACGAUAUUGUAAAAAUAAUAAAUAACGAUAACAAUAAUAGAAAUAAUUAACAAUAAUAAGCAGUAAAUUAUAAUAAUACUUAAUUAUAACAACAAUAAUAAUUAUAAUAAGAAUAUUAUUGUUAAUAGAGUUUAUUAAUUAAAAAAACAAUAAUGAUUGUUAAUAUUGUUACUUACAAUAUCGUGUGUCACACUUUUUUUUCUUAUUGAUAUUCUAGUAAUUUUUAGAGUUCGAUAAUCACGGAACUUUUGUUCCACAUACAAUUUACUUUGUGAAUCAUAUUCGAUUUUAAAAUCGAAACACUGUAUACUAAAAACAUUGAUAAAAUUGUAAUUAAUAGAAUAUCUCGCAUCAGAAUUAAAAUAUUUUCCAAUUUUUUUGUUUAAUAUUAUUAGAUAGUGGGAAUUUAUAUUGCUUAAAAGCAAAAUAAAAAAAAAAGGAAAUACAUUGCAAUAUAUUGUAAUGUCUUUCUAAUUUUGUUUUAAAAAAUAGUCUUUUCAAAUUGACGAGUUUUUGUCGAAGCACUUUUAAUUUAAGUUUAAAUUUAAUUUGAGCUUUGAAAGUUUUUUUUUUUAAAGUCGUGUCUAGAUAGAACACUACCAUCUUUGAAUUCCUGUUUCGGUGCGAGCAAAGGUCAAAAACAAAAAUAAAUAAAUAAUGUGCAGGAAAUAUCGAUUAUUAUUGAUCGAAAUCAUAUUUAAUCCAACGAAACAAUUGCUGUAAAGUGGUUUUUUCGCACAUACGAAUUUCCUAGAAAUGAAGAUUAGAUUAGCGAUGAAGGAAUGACGUAACAGAUCAAAAAAAAAAGAAAAGAAAAGAAAAAAGAAGAGAGGGUUUCGACUCUAAUAUUUAAAAUUUAAAGAGUUUUUAAGGAAAUAAUUUUAAAUAUCCUUUUUAAUUCCAGUAAAAUCUCCUAAUAAACUGUUCAGCCUUUGUUUUUGUGAAGAGAUUCAUUUCUUCAUAAUGUCAUCCAUUUAAAAUCUCUUCUCUCUUAAUAAAACGAAAAUUAUGCUA